This is a messenger RNA of Macadamia integrifolia, 666 nucleotides long. Its product is annotated as glyoxylate/hydroxypyruvate reductase HPR3-like. Bases 1 to 666 code for a protein of 221 amino acids. Gene Ontology annotation, cellular component: cytosol. The transcript has 2 exons. The record is from RefSeq and is a predicted model, not a curated record. NCBI's taxonomy places the organism in Eukaryota, Viridiplantae, Streptophyta, Magnoliopsida, Proteales, Proteaceae. Gene Ontology annotation, molecular function: hydroxypyruvate reductase [NAD(P)H] activity; NAD binding; glyoxylate reductase (NADPH) activity.
AUGGAAACAAUUGGUGGUAGCAGUGGGGGUGAAAAUACAAGUACGGCUGCUACUGCACAUUCAACGAUUGAUCCAAGCAAGGAUCCGAAAAGGAGAGCUAAGUCAAAUGAUCCUGGAUGGAAAUAUGGGUAUUGGCCUAACUUAGGUGGCAAGCGAGUCGGGAUUAUUGGGAUGGGAAGUAUUGGCUCUGAAGUUGCAAAAAGGCUUGAGCCCUUUGGAUGCAGAAUCUCAUACAAUUCAAGGAAGAAGAAGCCUCGUGUUGCAUUUCCAUUCUAUUCUAAUGUCCAUGACCUUGCAGCUAACAGCGAUGUUCUCAUCCUUUCUUGUGCAUUGACCAAGGAAACGUACCACAUAAUUAAAAGGGAUGUACUAUUGGCACUGGGAGAGAAAGGAGUCAUUAUUAAUGUGGGACGUGGGGCUCUCAUUGACGAGAAGGAGUUGGUUCAAUGUUUGGUGCAAGGAGAAAUUGGUGGCGCUGGUUUGGAUGUGUAUGAAAAUGAGCCAAUUGUGCCCAAAGAGCUCUUUGUCUUGGAUAGCGUUGUAUUGUCUCCACAUAAAGCUGUGUUAACACCAGAAUCCUUUGCAGCAUCGUCUAAAAUGGCUAUGGGCAACUUGGAGGCUUUUUUUGCAGGUAAACCCUUACUGUCUCCAGUGAAGGAUGAAUAA